Messenger RNA from Brettanomyces bruxellensis, 1308 nucleotides. RefSeq lists its product as uncharacterized. Gene Ontology annotation, cellular component: nucleus; SAGA-type complex. Bases 1 to 1308 code for a protein of 435 amino acids. The record is from RefSeq and is a predicted model, not a curated record. The transcript has a single exon. Gene Ontology annotation, biological process: chromatin remodeling; regulation of transcription by RNA polymerase II. NCBI's taxonomy places the organism in Eukaryota, Fungi, Ascomycota, Pichiomycetes, Pichiales, Pichiaceae. Gene Ontology annotation, molecular function: transcription coactivator activity; protein binding; chromatin binding.
AUGGCCAAGUUCCACUGUGAUGUAUGCUCCUCAGAUUGUACGAGAAGAAUAAGAAUCAGAUGCGCAGAAUGUAACGAUUAUGAUCUGUGUGUUCCAUGUUUUUCCAUGGGGCGAGCAACCGGCAUACAUAAGCCUUGGCAUGCUUAUAGGGUGAUAGAGCAAAAUCAAUUUCCGGUUUUUGAUGAGAAUUGGGGUGCAGAUGAAGAGCUUUUAAUGGUAGAAGGAUGCCAGACUCUUGGAUUGGGAAACUGGCAUGACAUAUCGAAUUAUAUAGGAGGAAGAUCGAAAGAAGAGGUGGGUGCUCAUUACGAAAAAGAAUAUCUGCAUUCUGAUUACUACCCGAUUCCAGAUCUUAAUAAAUCGUACCGAGAUCUAUCUACAACCCGAUUUCUUAACAGGCGGAGAGAGAGGCUGGAUGCAAGGAAAAAUUUACCAUUACCUCCACCGCAAAAGAUUUUGACGUCUGGUCCUAUGUGCUCUGAUAUUCAAAGAUAUAUGCCAGGUCGUUUAGAGUUCGAAAUAGAGGCUGAUGAUGAUGCAGAGAAGGUUGUGCAGGACAUGACCUUUGAACCUGGCGAGUCGGAUGAGGAUAUUCAGUUAAAGCUUUUGAUAUUGCGGAUUUAUGACGAAAAACUAACAAUGAGGUGUGAACGCAAGCGUCUAAUUCUCAAAGAUGGUUUACUCAAUUAUCGUCAGAAUAAUGCAAUUGACAAGAAAAGAACGAAGGAAGAGAGAUGGCUGUACAACAGGAUUAAACCUUUCGCAAGGUUAAUGAGCGCCGAAGACUUUCCGGAGUUUUCUAAAGAUAUCAUGGAGGAGUUUAAGAUUCGGAAACGCAUUCACCAGUUGCAAGAAUGGCGGCAAAACGGAAUAACAAAGUUUUCAGACGGUGAACGUUAUGAGAAGGAGAGAGCCAAUAGGAUUGCUAGAUUUUCUAUGCCUUCUAGUGGGACAAGACAUGGCCAUGCACACUCUGGCAGACAUUCCAGAUCACAGACACCCGAGUAUUCCGCCAAAUGGGGCAGGAAGAGUGCAUCGAUAUUUUCAUCCAUAUAUUCUGAUCAUCCGGAUUUGUCUGCUGCUCCAGACUAUGACUUGCUUUCCGAUGAUGAAAAGCACUUGUGCACAACGUUAAGUAUGCUUCCUAAGCCGUAUCUGGCAAUUAAGGAGGCCAUGUUUCGUCAGUUACUGGGUAAUGGUGGUGUUAUGAAAAAGCAGACUGCCAAAGAUUUAUUGGAUGUUGAUUCUACAAAAAUGUCUAAGAUUUACGAUUUUUUUGUUCAACAGAAAUGGUGUACCGCCAGCUAA